Molecule: messenger RNA, 4167 nt
Organism: Leptopilina boulardi
Lineage: Eukaryota; Metazoa; Arthropoda; Insecta; Hymenoptera; Figitidae
Gene: Dhit
Product: regulator of G-protein signaling 17
Exons: 4
Coding region: 1618-2541 (307 amino acids)
Source: RefSeq, a predicted model, not a curated record
GCGCCGUUGUAUAUCGGGACGCCCCGCGUCGGCGUCGCCGAGACGGUCUUCGAUAGAAGGCAGCACCACCACCACAGAGCAGUGGUGGCCAGGCAUUAUCAGCAACCGCCAUAUUGACUGAACUCUGGGUGGCCCACCACGGCACCGUUUCUCAGGUUGAGACAUUCGCGAGAAUUGUCUCACUUUCGCGUUAAGACAAAAAGAAAGGAAAAAAAAAAAAUUUUAAUUCUCCCUUAUCCCAGUAAGUAAUUUCCCCCCACUCCCCCCCCAAAAAAAAAAACAAUCCUCCCUCGAGCAGCAAAAAAAUAAUUUCGAAUUUUUUUUGGAGAAAAAUUUUUGUGAACAAGUGAAGUGUGAAAUUGUUUUUUUUUUUUUGGAAAAAUGUGAAUUGAUGAUAAUAAUUGGUGUCAGGAUUGUUAAGAAGAAGAAGUAGAGAAGAAAAAUAAAAGUGGGGGAAGAGGAGGAGAAGGAGGAAGAAGAAUAAGAAGAUUUUAAGAAACGAAAAAAAAAAAAAGGAAAAAAAAAAAAAAAAAAAAAGUGGGGUGCAUGUCGUUGCGCUCGUGACCCCGGGAUUUCCUCGAAGAGAAGCACCCUUCUAGCACGACGGCAGCGUUGCGACGUUGGUCUCCCUCCGUGUACCGUGGGCGCCAAUCAAUAACGAGCACAGUCCAACUCAACUUUCUCUCUCUCGCUCUUGCUCUCUUUUCCCAUCUCUUUCCCUCCUACCUCUCUCUCUUCCUCUCCUCUCUCUUUCACGGAUCCCAUCUCUCUCUCUCUUUCUCUCUUUUUCAAACCAGAUUCUCACCACCGCAGCCACUACAAGAGCACCCCGAGGCUGUGGGAUCAGGAGGAAUCAAAAAAAAAAAAAACCUGAUUUUCAGUGACAAAAUAUGUCCGCUGUAAAAUUUACCCCAUUAGGGGUAAAUUUGGAAAAAAUGGGUACUAAAUCCAUUUAGUAAAUUCCGGAAGUAGUUUAUUUAUAAUUGAAAAAAGGAAGUUACUAAUCAAGUAACUUGUUACUACUUGUUAAUAAUUGUAACUACUUGUUACUACUUGUAGUAGUCAAGUUACUACUAUAGUAUACUAAAAAUAGUAGCCAAAUAAUAUUUAAAAUCCACUAAACAGUGGAAAAUCAUCAUGGACCAAAUAUGCAAAAAUCUGGAUUUAAUUUAAAUCAUCAUUAUCAUCAUCAUCAUCUUCUUGGGGAAUUAUUAUUGUUGACGAGCGGAUGUGCAGUGAAAUAUCGCGAGGUGGCGUAGUGUGAAAACGUGUAUAAGGGGGGUGUGCAGAGGGAGCAUGAGGGCAUCGGGCGAGGCCCGUUUAGGUGGUCCAUCAGGACCAGGCUGAGGAUCAUCAUCAUCAUCAUUGUUAAUCUGAAGGAUUUUCAUCUUAAGCAACAUCUUCAUUUGGCAUGAAGAAAGAGAGCCUCUUAUCUGAAAAUUUAUAUUAAAUUAAUUUUGAGGGCAAAACUACCCCCACCAUAAGGCCCACGAAAUUAGGGGCCUCUGAUAAAUAAUAUAUAUAUAUAUAGAUAGAUCUAUAUAUAUAUAUUAAGAGAGAGGAUUAUUGUAAGACGCACGCGGGAAGCGAGCUGGACUCGCUCCUAGCGCAUGGAACAUGAUAGAGAUGUCGAGUGGAAUUGGUGCAACUGCUAUGGGGAUUGGCGUUAGUCACGGCGCUGGAGGUGGUGAGGGUGUCGCAGGUGGGGGAUGUCGUCUAAGGGCCCAAAGUCAGGCCUCUGGGUCUGUUGUGCAACAAUCGUCGCAGCAACAACAGUCGCAGCUGCAGCAACAGCAAGGAGGAGGGCAACAACAAUCGCAAUCGCAGCGCCAAGCGCCGGGAUUAAUGGGACGCUCCAAAAAGGACAACUGUUGCCUUUGUUGGUGUUGCUGUUGCAGUUGCUCGUGUUUGGCGGCGGUUGGUAGUGGAAAUGCAGCCGGUGGUGGUGAGCAGGGUAAAAAGAAAAACAACAGUGGCGAACAUGGAGUUGUUGGCGAUCCAACAAGUGCAAGUACGGGAAAUGGACUUGAUGGAUUAGAUGGGAUUGAUGGUGAUAGCGAUUAUUGCAAUUUAGAUGAAAUUCGAUCGUGGGGCUCGUCAUUUGAUAAGCUCAUGAGGAAUCCAGCUGGAAGGAGAUUAUUUCGUGAAUUUCUCGUUAGCGAAUAUAGCGAGGAAAAUAUUGCAUUUUGGCUCGCAUGCGAGCAGCUCAAACGCGAAACAAAUUCCGAGAGAAUCGAAGAAAAAGCCCGCUUAAUAUACGAGGACUACAUAUCGAUACUCUCUCCAAAAGAAGUGAGUCUGGACUCGCGGGUGCGCGAAAUCGUGAAUCGAAAUAUGGUGGAGCCAACGCCUCAUACGUUCGACGAGGCACAACUACAAAUUUACACUCUGAUGCAUCGUGACUCCUAUCCACGUUUUGUCAACAGUGAAAUUUACAGGCGAACAGCGAGACUCGGUAGCGGGCCACCCAGUCCAACGGGCACCGAACAAGAACACACAAACGUCACCGGAAAGUCAAAGUCAAAAAAAUCGAUGACGUAAUCUCGCUCGACAUAAAAAAAAUAGGUAACGUUUUUUUCUAAAUCGACCACCAAAAAAAAAAAACGUUUUCUAAAAAAAAUUCGAUCUCCAAAAAAAAACAAAACGUGCUCGUAUUAUAAUUAUCGACGCUAUCGUCGCGUCGAUUUUGCACACACGAAAAAAAAAAAUUAUUAUUGGAGUCGUCUCGAUAAAUAAAUAAUAAAAAAAAAUAGGUUAACAAUGGUCUUCCAAGCGAAGCCACGGGGCCAUGAAAUAAAUGAAAAAAAAAUAAAAUAAAUCACGCUAUGAAAAAAUAAAUACUAAACACGCGACAGUGAUUUAUUUAUUUAGAAAAAAUUAUAUCCAAAUAAUUACGGACUUGGAAUUACAAAAAAAAAAGUAAUUUCAAAAGUAGAGGAGAAAAUAAAAAUGUAAUCGUUUUGCAGUCCGGGGAUAUGCGUCGUCGUGAUUGAUUUACAUUUUUUUUUGUGAAAAAAAAAAAUUUUAUUAUUUAUUAUUAGAGCUGAGACUAGUGUCGAUUCCUUGAUUGUUGAGCGUUACCUCCCACUUUUGCCAAUCACAGAGCGCGUCACUCCCACUCCUUUGCCUCGGCAACCAAUCAUUUGCGCGCUACUCCCACUCUAGUUCUCCGCGUAACCAAUCACAGUGCGCCAUUUCCCCAUUCUUCCAUCGUCACUUAACCAAUCACAUCAUCCACUCCUCUUCCAUUUCUAUUCAACAUUUGUUGUUAGUUAACAAAAAAAAAAAAAAGUGGGAGUGUCACGCAAUUAAAAAAAAAAACCAUAACGAAAUACAAAAAUAGAAUUAAUUCCCACUUCGCACAAUAUUUUUCUCAGUCUCUAAUUCGAAAAAAGACAAACGAAAUCGAUUCCAAUCGAUUAAGAAAAAAAAAAAAAAAAUAAUUAGAGACUCAAAUGUGAGACUACAAUUUUUCAGUGGUCACACAUAAUUCUAGAAAUUUUAAAAUAAUAUCAGCUGAUGAUACCAAUGAUAUGUAUAGAUAAUGUUUUUUCAAUCCUUGUUCACUUUUCUAUAAGGAUUUUUUAUGUGUAAAAAAAGAGAAUUGUUAAAUCAGGAUGAAUUUCCUAAAAAAAAAAAAAUUUCGACUGCUUCUCAGCAGUUUUACAUAAAUAUAUAAAUAGAAAAAAAAAGAAGAAGGCGUUUUUUCUUCUUAUAUAUAAAUAAGAUUUAUUUAUUUGUUUCAAUUCCAAAGUUGUUAGACAAGCUUUAUUCUCAAAAACAAAAAUAGCAUUUUUUUUUCCAAGUUUAAGAGAGAGAAAAAAAUUAGAGUACGAACUCGAUUUUUUUUCUUUCUGAGAUGGGGAAAAAAUGGUUCAUUAUUAUAAUUAGCAAAAUAAAAUUUUUUGAAUUAUUUGAAAAUUUUCAUUAUUUGUAAUAAAUUACAUCUGCUACAGUUUCUUAUGUAUAUUUACGUGAAUAUAAACGAUAAAUAAUAAGAAUGUAUUUGCGAUAAAAAUGUGUUCGAGCUAAUUGAUAAGCUACUGGAUUUUAAUGUCCAUGUACGAAUUAAAAAAAAAAAAAAUAACUGUACAGUCGAGAAGUAAAAUUUCAAAAAAAAAUUUAAUCUGCAUGAGAUUUAUUUAAAAAUAAUAAUGAGAAAAAAAU